GUACUCGAACCCUCACUUAGCAGUUAAUUUCUCUAUCUCCCAACUACAAUGACUCCACCAGAGCGUCCACAUAUCGUAUUUGGCACCGCGGCCUUUGGCAUCGGAUCACCGCUGGCCAAAAUCCAAGAUGAGAACUCUGCAGCCCCAAUCAUCGCUCUUCUCAGGGCUAGACAAGUGACUGACUUGGAUACGGCUCGUCAAUAUCCCGUGGGAUCCCCAGGUACAGCAGAGGCACUCCUCGGCGACCUGCGAGUGGCAACUUGGGCGACUGUCUCCACCAAAGUUCAUUCCUGGGAGCCAGGUUCCCACCGUGCAGAACGGAUCGCAAAAAGUGUGGCGGACUCUCUUGCGGCUUUGAAGACGGACAAAGUGAAUAUCAUGUAUCUGCAUUCGCCGGACCGCAGUACACCGCUAGAGGAAACAUGCAGGGCCAUGGAUGCCGAAUACCGAGAGGGAAGGUUUGCUCGCUUUGGACUUAGUAACUACAGGGCAGACGAGGUGGCGGAAAUCCUCAUGAUAUGCGAAAAGCACGGCUUCGUCAAGCCUACCGUGUAUCAAGGUCGAUAUAAUGCCAUCAUCCGAUCUGGAGAAACUCAUUUGUUUCCCCUCCUCAGACGUCAUGGAAUCAGUUUCUAUGCAUAUAGUCCCGCCGCGGUUGGUUUAUUCACGGGAAGGGCGUCACAGGACCUUAGUCAACUUGCGGGAUCACGAUGGGAUGGCAAUACUGCGCCGGGAAAACUUUACCAGAAAGCCUACUUCAAACCGUCAGUGCUCUCGGCAGCUCAAAAUGUUGCAAAGGCAGCUGAGGCUGUGGGGUUAAGUGGACAUGAACUGGCGUUGCGAUGGACUAUCUACCAUUCAGCUCUGAGUCAGGAAUACGGAGAUGCUGUGCUUGUCGGUGCAUCGAGCUUGGCACAGCUGACUGAGAACUUGGAUGCAGUUGACGCGGGCCCACUGAGUGAAGAACUGGCUAGAUUGGUCAGCGAUGUAGGGGAGCUAGUCGCUGAUGAGGCCCCUCCAUACCAUAUUUAA
Aspergillus alliaceus is the source of this 1032-nucleotide messenger RNA. Its product is annotated as aldo/keto reductase family protein. Gene Ontology annotation, cellular component: cytosol. The transcript is spliced from 3 exons. Lineage: Eukaryota; Fungi; Ascomycota; Eurotiomycetes; Eurotiales; Aspergillaceae. Bases 49 to 1032 code for a protein of 327 amino acids. The record is from RefSeq and is a predicted model, not a curated record.